UAAAUAUAAACCAUAAUGAGAUGGGCAACUCUGAGCAUAUUCCAUUUUCAAAUUACUGCGAAGUUAGCUGCGAAAUUUUUAAGACAAAAUUCCGAUUUAUUUUACUCUAAGCUGCAUGUUAAACUAUACCGUUGGGAAUAUAUUCAAUUAUUAAUGUGUGCAAAUGGAGAAAACUUUUCAUCCAACUUCGAUCGCUGCAAGUUGAAUGACACACGUCUCUGGAGUCCUAGUGAAUUAGUAAGUAGCUGUCCCAAAGCGAAUGAUAACUAUGCCUGCAUUGUACUGAACCAAUCACUCCACUUGCCGACCGAUAUUGCAAAAAAUAUAUGGCAAAAUGCUAAAAUACGUUGUUUAGUAGAUGGUGGUGCAAAUUGUUGGAAAGAAUUUAUACACAAGUCAAAUGAAAGUCUAAAUUUUCCAGAAUAUAUAACAGGAGAUUUUGAUUCAAUUACGCAAGAAACAAGGAAAUAUUUUAAUUCUCCUUAUAUUAAGUACCAACAUACACCUGAUCAGAAUGAAACCGAUUUUACAAAAGCGGUGCUGUUUUUACAGCCCCAGUUGGAAGCAAAUGACAUUCAUAAGGUUAUUGUAUUUCAAGAAACAGCAGGACGUCUGGAUCACAUUAUGGCCAAUAUUAACACAUUACAUAAGCUCCAAAGCGAUAUUCUAAGUAUUUAUCUCUUGAGUAGUUCAUCUUUAAGCUGGUUACUUUUGCCGGGUAAACAUAAAAUUAUAGUUCCAAAGGAACUGGUCGACUGCCAACAUUGGUGUGCAUUAAUACCUAUUGGCAGUAAAGCGGAUAAAGUAACUACUACAGGAUUAAAGUGGAAUCUAACACAAUCUCCUUUGGAAUUCGGUUUUAUGGUAAGCACAUCAAACACAUAUGCAUCUAAAGAAGUUUGUGUGGAUACGGAUAGUAGCUUAAUUUGGUCUAUGGGAUUGUUCGCGGUGGACGAGCUAUAAUAGUACUUAUAUAAAAACAACCGUUAGUUUGUACUGUUUCUACUUAUGUUGAUAAUUGUUAUGUUUUAUAUAAGUUAAUGUAAUUAAUUGCCUUGACUUUGUUAAAAUAAUAUAUUUUUCUAUUUAAUGUAUGUAUAUAUGAAAUCUUCGAAAUAGUAGACUUACUCUUCAAAUGUAUUUUAAAACAAAUUAGUAAAUUACAAAAUGAUCUAGUGAUGUCAUGGGCGGCUUUAUACUUAUAAAUAGAUUUAUGCACAUAAAAAAUGCAAACACAAGUAGAAAUUUAGUUAAUAAAAAUCAUGAUUACAAUCAAUCAA
Bactrocera latifrons is the source of this 1280-nucleotide messenger RNA. Its product is annotated as thiamin pyrophosphokinase 1. NCBI's taxonomy places the organism in Eukaryota, Metazoa, Arthropoda, Insecta, Diptera, Tephritidae. The record is from RefSeq and is a predicted model, not a curated record. Gene Ontology annotation, biological process: thiamine diphosphate biosynthetic process; thiamine metabolic process. The transcript has 3 exons. Gene Ontology annotation, molecular function: thiamine binding; ATP binding; thiamine diphosphokinase activity. The coding region runs from base 16 to 963 and encodes 315 amino acids.